AUGCCAUGGCCCUUUGGAACUCCCUACCCGCAACGCACAGGCGCCGAGGUUCACGGCCAAACGUAUGAUUAUGUCAUCGUCGGCGCCGGAACAGCCGGCUGCGUGCUCGCGUCGCGGCUGAGCGAGCCGGAUCCCGUGACGGGCCACCGAGCCAGCGUCCUGGUGCUGGAGAAAGGCCAGGCCAGCGACUGGAUCCUGACUCGGAUCCCGCUCGUGUCGCAAAACAUGUUUAUGGACUUUAUGCAGUCCGUACGCGACACCUUUGCCGCCCCGCUGGAUAUCGCCUACGGCAAGCGCCUCAGGUUGUGGGCCGCCGAGGGCAUCGGCGGCUCGUCCCGCGUCAACGCCAUGCUGCACACCAGAGGCUCCCCGGGGGCUUAUGUGGAAUGGGCCGACGGUAUGGGACUGUCUGAUUGGAAUUGGGACAAGGUCGAACCGUACUUUAACAAAAUGGAGACUGUCAUUGACCGUCCUGAUGAUCCGUCAAGAGGUCAUACUGGCCCCAUCCCUCUGCGUCAGAUGGAGCAUAGUUUCCGCUUCUAUCCCUACCUCGAAAAAGUCUUCAACGGCCUGGGCCUUCCCACAACACAUGACCCAAACUCACCCAAGGCACCGGCACAGUGCUAUAAACACCUCGAGGUGGCCAUCGACCCCAAGAGUAGACGAGCCACCGCCUUCCGGGGCUACCUGAACAAAUCCAUCGCACUGGAGCGGCAGGAGAACCUGACCAUCUGCACCGGCGUGAGUGCUUCCAAGCUCGACCUCGACGCGGAAGCAGGACAGGUCAAGGGUGUUUACUUCCGCCCAGCCAACAAGACAAAACCUAGCAGCUCUCAAGACCAGCAGCAGCAGAAGACGACAACGGCAAAGACGGAAUUCUACGUCAAAGCCCGCCGCGAAGUCAUCGUCUGCAAUGGAACCCUCAAGACACCCCAGCUCCUGCUGCUCAGCGGCAUCGGACCAAAGUCCCAUCUAGAAAAGGUCGGCAUUCCCGUGGCCAAGGAUCUCCCCGCCGUCGGCCAGAACCUAGCGGACCACAUCUGCUUCCCUGUGCAGGCCAAGGUCGCCAUGACCGAGUCCCUUCGCCAGGCCGAACACUGGUUCUGGGCCCUGUGGGGCAUCUUGAUGUACUUUGUCUUCAACCGCGGAAUAUUCGCAACCUCCAGCACCAACUACGCCGCGUUCCUCCGCACCACCACCGUCGACAGGGAGACCAUGACGGUCAAGACCAGCCCGGAGAACAUGGACGCCAUGGACCCCGCCAACACCCCGGACCUCGAGCUCAUGGUCAACGCCAUCAACUGCCUCGAGAACCCCAUGCCAGGCUACCCACCCAUGCUGGCGAUGCACACGGCGCUCCUCCAACCCCACUCCCAGGGCUCGCUCGAGCUCACCUCGGCCGACCCGGACGCGCACCCCAACAUAACCUACCCGUUCCUCGACGACCCGCGCGACGUUAGCACGGCCCGGACCGCGAUCCGCUUCUCCAUGCGCGUCCUGCACGGGCUCGCGACCAGCGGCUACCCACUCCCCUGCGCGCUCGUCAUCGCCCCGGGCGUCAACACGGAGCUGAUCCAGCCCUCGCCGGGCCACACGCUAUCGACGGACGGCAGCAAGCGGCUCGUGUUCAACGCCGUGUUCCGCGAGCCGGUGCCGCAGUUUGUGCGCGACUGCGACCGCGAGCACGGCCACGUCGAGCUGCGCGACGCCCGCGACGGCUGGCGCUCCGUGACGGACGCCGAGGUCGACGAGUUCGCCCGCCUCGUCGGCUCGUCGGGCGCCCACCUCACCUCGACCUGCCGCAUGGACAACGACCCGCGCAGGGGCGUGGUCGAUCAGCAGCUCCGCGUUCAUGGCUUUUCCAACCUUCGCGUCGCCGACGCGAGCGUCUUCCCCAAGAUCCCCGCUUGUCAUACCAUGGCGCCUGUGCUGAUGGUCGGGGAGCGGUGUGCGGAUAUGGUCAAGGAUGCUUGGAGGGAUAGGAAGGAGAGGUGA
Molecule: messenger RNA, 1995 nt
Organism: Pyricularia grisea
Lineage: Eukaryota; Fungi; Ascomycota; Sordariomycetes; Magnaporthales; Pyriculariaceae
Exons: 2
Coding region: 1-1995 (664 amino acids)
Molecular function (GO): oxidoreductase activity, acting on CH-OH group of donors; flavin adenine dinucleotide binding
Source: RefSeq, a predicted model, not a curated record